Nanorana parkeri is the source of this 3007-nucleotide messenger RNA. RefSeq names its product YES proto-oncogene 1, Src family tyrosine kinase (gene YES1). Gene Ontology annotation, cellular component: extrinsic component of cytoplasmic side of plasma membrane. The record is from RefSeq and is a predicted model, not a curated record. NCBI's taxonomy places the organism in Eukaryota, Metazoa, Chordata, Amphibia, Anura, Dicroglossidae. Bases 76 to 1689 code for a protein of 537 amino acids. Gene Ontology annotation, molecular function: ATP binding; signaling receptor binding; non-membrane spanning protein tyrosine kinase activity. Gene Ontology annotation, biological process: innate immune response; protein phosphorylation; cell differentiation. The transcript is spliced from 12 exons.
UUCUCCGGAUUUCACUGAAUGAUUGAAGGGGACAGCAGGAAGAUGCCAGUGUGUGUUCCCCAGUAUUGAGGUAUAAUGGGCUGUAUUAAGAGUAAGGAGGACAAAGGUCCAUCAAUAAAAUACAGAACAGAACCUAAGCCAGAUCCUAUGAGCCAGUUUGGCAAUGACCCAACACAAGUUGCACAGUCCCCGGCAGUCAAAGGACCCUCUGCUAAUUUUAACAGUCAUUCCAUGACGCCGUUCGGAGGUUCGUCUGGAAUAACUCCUUUUGGAGGAGCAUCUUCUAUCUUUUCACCAGUGCCAGUUCCUUACCCAGGAGGGUUGACGGGUGGUGUUACUGUUUUUGUUGCCUUAUAUGAUUAUGAAGCUAGGACAUCAGAAGAUCUCUCUUUUAGGAAGGGUGAAAGAUUCCAAAUAAUUAAUAACACAGAAGGAGACUGGUGGGAAGCAAGAUCUAUAGCCACUGGAAAAACUGGUUAUAUUCCCAGUAACUAUGUUGCUCCUGCGGACUCCAUACAGGCUGAAGAAUGGUAUUUUGGGAAAAUGGGUAGAAAAGAUGCUGAAAGAUUGCUCCUCAACCCAGGGAACCAGAGAGGAACAUUCUUAGUAAGGGAAAGUGAAACCACUAAAGGAGCAUAUUCCCUCUCCAUUCGAGAUUGGGAUGAAGUAAGAAGUGAUAAUGUGAAACACUACAAAAUCAGAAAACUUGACAAUGGAGGAUACUAUAUCACUACACGGGCGCAGUUUGAUUCGCUGCAGAAGCUUGUAAAACACUACUCAGAACAUGCUGAUGGCUUGUGCUAUAGGUUAACAACUGUGUGCCCUACUGUGAAACCACAAACCCAGGGAUUAGCAAAGGAUGCUUGGGAAAUUCCUAGAGAAUCUUUGAGACUUGAACUGAAGCUGGGUCAGGGAUGCUUUGGCGAAGUAUGGAUGGGAACUUGGAAUGGUACAACUAAAGUAGCCAUUAAAACACUAAAGCCUGGAACAAUGAUGCCUGAAGCUUUCCUACAAGAAGCGCAGAUAAUGAAAAAGCUAAGGCACGACAAACUAGUCCCUCUGUAUGCUGUGGUUUCAGAAGAGCCGAUCUACAUUGUAACAGAAUUCAUGUCAAAAGGCAGCCUUCUGGACUUCCUCAAAGAAGGAGAUGGGAAGUAUUUGAAAUUGCCACAGCUUGUUGAUAUGGCUGCACAGAUUGCAGAUGGUAUGGCCUAUAUAGAAAGGAUGAACUACAUCCAUAGAGACCUCCGAGCUGCUAACAUCCUAGUGGGAGACAAUCUUGUUUGCAAAAUUGCUGAUUUUGGUCUGGCUAGGUUAAUAGAAGACAACGAAUACACAGCAAGACAAGGUGCAAAGUUUCCCAUCAAGUGGACGGCUCCUGAGGCUGCUUUGUAUGGCAGAUUUACCAUCAAGUCUGACGUCUGGUCAUUUGGUAUUCUUUUGACAGAACUGGUCACCAAAGGAAGAGUGCCAUAUCCAGGGAUGGUGAACAGGGAGGUGCUGGAGCAAGUGGAGCGUGGCUACCGAAUGCCCUGCCCUCAAGGCUGCCCAGAGUCCCUACAUGAAUUAAUGAAGCUGUGUUGGAAGAAGGACCCAGAUGAGAGGCCAACCUUUGAAUAUAUUCAGUCAUUUUUAGAAGACUACUUUACAGCAACAGAGCCACAGUACCAACCCGGAGACAAUCUAUAAGAAGGAGACUAACCAUAAAAUGCACAAUACUUGCCAAAAGUAUACAAGAGACUUUGCAUAAGUUCUUACUUGUUCCUAUAGGGGAAUGGAGAGUCUUUAUCACUCUGCAUGCUUAUGGCGAAUUGGAAAUACAGUUGCACAUAACCACUUUGAAAGUAUUGCAAACGAAAUGGACAAAUCAUGUGAUUCAGAGCAGGUCCCAAAGAAUGGUCAUCAGUGGUGUGGAUGGUUGGUUAAGCCAUUAAGAACACAAUGUUCAGCCCGCUCUUUUAAUACAGGUUUUCUUUUGUUGUACUUUGAUCAAACAUUUCAGGAUUAUCAAAUAGGGGCUCAUCACUGGACCAAGCAUUUCAUUCCUGGUCAAUAUGAUGUCAUGUUUUUUUUUAUAUAUACAUCCUAUGCUGAGAUAUACAGUUUGAAAAUACAUUGCCUUCCACUUGCUACUAUGCCCAUGGAUGAAGUGAAGGGAAUUGGUAAUUAGGUUUUUUGUAGCCCCAUUAUCACCAAAAGGCUAAACACUGCGUGUUAAUUUUAGACCUUACUAAUACUCAGUUCCAAUAGGGUAUACAUCUCCCUUUUUGUUGCUGUUAUUGUUGUCAUAUAGGGGAGUUACCACAUUAUCUGAGUUUAUUGCAGAGUCUCUGAACCUGCCUCCAGAGGCUUUUCGUCUGUACUGAACCUCUCUUUAGAAUGACAAUUGAAUUGCCUAAGACUGCCUGCAAGACAUGAAGUGGUGUUUUAACAUCAGGCAGUAUCCAAAAAUAUUUAAUAUGCAUUUAAUGUGAUUCCUUUUUUUCCCUCAUACCGCUAAUGGAAAUCGGGAGUGGCUAAUGGUUAUUUAAAAUGCAGAUAAUCAUGUAUGCAAUCUCAUGCAUUUUUGAUACAAUUUUUUUAUUCUAUUUUUGUGACUUUUUAUUUGUAAGAAAUAAUCAGAAUCACACAUCUAUGACACUAUUGGGGAAAUUUCCUGUAGUUCAGGGAUUUCAGUGAUGGCACUUUGGCUUACCUUUGACUAAUAUAAGUGUGAGGUGACUGGAGCAAAAUGUGAAUGCUUUAAAUGACUGUAUUGUGACAUGGUUUAUUUACUGUGGUUAAAGCGCAAGGUCGGCAUUGCCAAGCUGGCCAGACAAACACGCUUGUGCAAAGUUUCACAAUUACAACUGACACAAAUCUGGCAAUAAUUUUUUUUUUUUUCUUAUAAUUUCAUUUACUUGUUAAUUAAUAUGUUUAUCUAACAAUAAAACAUACAAUUCUAACUUGUAUUUCCCAUUCUACAUUUCACACACCACAGUCUAGAAAAGUCAAAGAUCAGUUCCAA